Cuculus canorus (common cuckoo) is the source of this 7203-nucleotide messenger RNA. It is a transcript of the gene LTBP1, whose product is annotated as latent transforming growth factor beta binding protein 1. The transcript is spliced from 33 exons. Lineage: Eukaryota; Metazoa; Chordata; Aves; Cuculiformes; Cuculidae. The coding region runs from base 296 to 5248 and encodes 1650 amino acids. The record is from RefSeq and is a predicted model, not a curated record. Gene Ontology annotation, molecular function: calcium ion binding.
UUCUGCCAACGAUGUUUUCCUGCUCCGGGGGGAGACGUGUUUGCUGAACUUUUCUAACAGUUUUGGGGGGCGGGCGGGGAGAACCUGAGGUAUUUUUUUUCCCCUUGUUCACCACCCCCCAGAGCAGGUUGGGGGGCAGCGAAGGAUCCGCACGCAGGGAGCGGGUCGCACGGACACGCGUCCUUCUGCAGGGAGAGGAAAACCCUCGCACCGGGGGGUCCCACCCUUGCACGGGAGGCUCCAACCCUCGCACCGGGGGAGCUCGCCGGCCGGCGGGGGCUCCCGCUGCGUGGAAAUGGCUCGGAUCGGAUGGGGCUUCCUCCUCCUCCUCGCUGCCUGCGCGCUUUUGUCACCGGCGCUGGCUGCCUCCGAGAAGGGCAGGCUGAGGAGGAUCACGUACGUGCUGCAGCCCGGCCGCGGGGGCUCCUCGGGCAGCCGGCACCAGCGGCUCGGGGAGCAGCGGGAGCAGCGCACGGUUAACCUGCAGCUGAAUGCGCGGUACAGCGGCAGCCCCGAGCGCACCCGGCGCACCAGCAAGCCGGGCGCCCAGCUCCGCCUGGCCCCCGCGGGGCAGCUGCACCCCAGCUCCGCCGCUUCUUCCUUCGCCAAGCCGGCACGCUUCGUCCCGCGGCACAAGCCGCCUCCGCCGAGCCCCCACGGCAACGGCUCCAGCCCGUCCCUCCGGCAGAAGCACCAGCCGCCGGGGGUCAAUGUCUGCGGGGGACAGUGCUGCCACGGCUGGAGCAAGGCCACGGGCUCCCAGAGGUGCAUCAAACCUAACUGUGCACCACCAUGCCAAAAUGGAGGGAUGUGCCUGCGACCUCAGCUUUGUGUGUGUAAACCAGGAACAAAGGGUAAUUCCUGUGAAGAUACAGUCAUGCAAGACACAUCUUCCACUGGAAGCCGGAGUCCUGUUGUUCCCCCGUGGCCCAUACCCCAGCAGGCUGCCCAGCAGACCUUCUCUCAGAAGGUGCAGACCCCAUCGAAGGUUGGCCCUAUGACUCAGAUGGCAUUCACCAUCAAGCAGAAGCCUUCUGUUGGGUUACCUCAGCAAAUACAACCACAGAUGCUGCCUCUUUCGUCGCAGACACUGAUGAUGAAUCUUCAUCAUGGUCAAACACAAGAAUAUGUGAUCAAACCCAAAUAUUAUCCAGUUAAAAAAGUGAUCUCAGGAGAACAGUCCACUGAGGGUUUGUUACCACUGAGGCUGGGCCAGGAUCAGCUUGCAUCACCUUUUCAGUUGGGAAAUCACACUGGUCGCAUCAAGGUGGUCUUUACACCCAGCAUCUGUAAAGUGACUUGUACCAAAGGCAACUGUCAGAACAACUGUGAGAAGGGAAAUACCACCACCCUCAUUAGUGAAAACGGCCAUGCUGCUGACACACUGACUGCCACUAACUUCCGAGUAGUUAUUUGCCACCUUCCAUGCAUGAAUGGGGGCCAGUGCAGUUCUAGAGAUAAAUGCCAGUGCCCUCCUAAUUACACUGGUAAACUUUGUCAGAUUCCCGUGCAGACUGCCAAUACACCCAAACUGUACCAUCACCCGCAACAGGUGAACAAGGCUGUAGGAUCACAAGUUAUCCACUCUACUCAUACUCUACCACUGACAAUGUCUGGACAGCAAGGUGUAAAAGUGAAGUUCCCUCCUAACAUAGUGAAUAUCCAUGUGAAACAUCCUCCUGAAGCCUCAGUUCAGAUCCAUCAAGUUUCAAGAAUUGACAGCACAUCGACAGGACAAAAAGCGAAAGUACCUCAGCCAGGACAUCCACAGGUCUCUUACCAAGGUCUUCCAUAUCAGAAGACCCAGAAAGGACAUACUACUUACACAAAUCAACAACCCAUUCCUCAUAUGUUUCCUGUUUCAGUUAAAACUCAGCUUGGGCGCUGCUUCCAGGAGACUAUUGGGACACAGUGUGGCAAAGCACUUCCUGGCCUUUCCAAGCAAGAAGACUGCUGUGGUACCGUGGGUACUUCCUGGGGUUUUAACAAAUGCCAGAAAUGUCCCAAGAAGCCAUCUUACCAUGGAUACAGUCCUGUGAUGGAAUGUCCACAAGGCUACAAGAGAAUCAAUGCUACAUUUUGUCAAGAUAUCAAUGAGUGUCAGUUACAGGGAGUAUGCCCAAAUGGCGAGUGCCUGAAUACCAUGGGCAGCUACAGAUGCACCUGCAAAAUGGGAUUUGUGCCAGAUCCUACCCUCUCCAGAUGCAUAGCUGAUAAUCCUGUUGUUGCUGACGAGAAAGGACCCUGCUACCGGUUUGUUAGUGCAGGAAAGCAAUGCAUGCAUCCUCUUUCUGUUCAGCUCAGCAAGCAACUUUGCUGUUGCAGUGUUGGCAAAGCCUGGGGCCCAAACUGUGAGAAGUGUCCACUUCCAGGAACAGCUGCUUUUAAGGAAAUCUGCCCUGGUGGAAUGGGUUAUACGGUUUCUGGUCCUCACAGAAACAAGCUAUAUCAUCACCCUGCAGUUAGAGUACAGCCACCUGUCAUUGACAAGACCCCGAUUACUCAACCUGUUGCUAAAGGUACUUCUCCUCCACCUCUCCCAGCAAAGGAAGAGCCAGUGGAGGCACUGACCUUCUCACAGAAAAGUGAGACUGAGAUGGCUGUGCAAGAAGUGGCAACUGCAUCUCCUGAUCAGGAAUUAGCUUCCUUUGAUCAAGAAAAGCAGCCUUAUCUAGAGCCUGGGCAGCCUCAGCUUUCUCCUGGAAUUUCAACAAUUAACCUGCAUCCACAGUUUCCAGUGAUUGAGAAAACAUCUCCUCCUCUGCCUGUUGAAGUAGCUCCUGAAGUCUCUACUUCAAGUGCAAGUCAAGUUAUUGCACCUACUCAAGUUACAGAAAUCAACGAAUGUACAGUUAAUCCUGAUAUCUGUGGAGCAGGACACUGUGUUAAUUUGCCUGUGGGAUACACUUGCAUCUGCUAUGAGGGGUACAAACUUAAUGAGCAGCAGACAAAGUGCUCUGAUAUUAACGAGUGUAAUCAGGCACCCCACCUCUGUUCCCUUGGACGUUGUGAAAAUACAGAAGGGAGUUUCCUAUGUAUUUGCCAGGCUGGGUUCAUGGCCAGUGAAGAUGGAACCGACUGCGUUGAUUUUGAUGAAUGUUCAAGACCUCAUACUUGUGGAGAAGGCUUUUGUAUAAAUACUGUUGGCUCAUACAGAUGUGAAUAUUGUGACAGCGGUUACCAAAUGAACAGGAGAGGUGAAUGUAAAGAUAUUGAUGAAUGCCUGACUCCAACUACUUGUCCGGAUGCGCUGUGCGUCAAUGCUCCUGGCUCUUACCAGUGCAUUCCUUGCAGAGUAGGAUUCAGAGGCUGGAAUGGACAGUGCCACGAUAUAGAUGAAUGUCAGUAUGGCAAUCUCUGUACAAAUGGCCGAUGUGAAAAUAUGGAUGGGUCUUUCAGAUGUAUUUGUGGCCAAGGUUUCAAACUUUCUGCAUCAGGGGAUCAGUGUGAAGAUAUAGAUGAAUGCCAGCAGCGAUCACUCUGUACUAAUGGACGCUGCAGGAACACAGAAGGAUCUUUCAGAUGUAUUUGUAGCCAAGGCUACGCGCUAUCAUCUACUGGAGAUCAAUGUGAAGAUGUUGAUGAAUGCCUUCAAGUUAGUGACAUUUGCCUUGGAGGAAACUGCAUGAAUACUGAAGGGUCUUACAAAUGCACUUGUCCAGAUGGUUUCCAGCAGAUAGCAAAUAGAGGAUGUCAAGAUAUCAAUGAAUGUGAGAGAUCUGACCUCUGUUCUCCUCACGGAAAGUGUCUGAACACGGAUGGCUCUUACCAGUGCAUAUGUGAACAGGGAUUUUCUGUGUCUGCAGAUGGCCGGACAUGUGAAGAUGUUGAUGAAUGUGCGAAUGGCACAAUAUGUGGCAGUCAUGGGUUCUGUGAAAAUAUGGAUGGCUCCUACCGCUGCCUCUGUUACCAAGGAUAUCAGGAUACACAGGAGGGGCGAGGGUGUACAGAUGUGAAUGAAUGUGAAAUGCUGAGUGGAGUAUGUGGCGAAGCCCUCUGUGAAAAUGUUGAUGGUUCUUUCCUCUGCCUGUGCUCUGAUGAAAAUCAGGAGUAUGAUCCAAUGACCGGACAGUGUCGCUUCCGUACCUCACCAGAAUUACCAAUAGAGGCUGAUCAACAUGAAGAUGGAAAGAAGGAGUGUUACUACAAUCUGAAUGAUGCUAAUUUCUGUGACAAUGUGCUCACGUCCAAUGUAACCAAACAAGAAUGCUGCUGUACCUUGGGUGCUGGCUGGGGUGAUAACUGUGAAAUCUUCCCAUGCCCUGUCUUUGGAACUGCUGAAUUUACUGAUUUGUGUCCUGAAGGAAAAGGUUUCAUUCCCUCUGGAGAAUCAUCUUACGGGCUUCUUGCUCAGAACUACAAAGAUGCUGAUGAAUGCCAACUCUUUGGACAGGAGAUCUGUAAAAAUGGCUUCUGUUUGAAUACGCAGCCAGGUUAUGAGUGCUACUGCAAACAAGGCACAUACUAUGACCCUGUUAAGCUCCAGUGUUUUGACACCGAUGAAUGUCAGGACCCAAACAGCUGUAUUGAUGGCCAGUGCAUUAACACAGAAGGAUCUUACAACUGUUUCUGUACACACCCAAUGGUUCUCGACGCAACAGAAAAGCGAUGCAUCAGACCAGCAUAUUCAAGUGAACAAACUGAAGAAACUGAAGUCUACCAGGAUCUUUGCUGGCAGCAUCUAAGUGAUGAUUUUGUUUGUAGUCGACCUCUGGUUGGAAAGCAGACUACAUAUACUGAGUGCUGUUGUCUGUACGGUGAAGCUUGGGGAAUGCAGUGUGCACUGUGUCCUAUGAAAGAGUCAGAGGAUUAUGCCCAGCUGUGCAACAUUCCUGUUCCAGGAUCUCGACAGCCAUAUGGACAAGAUGCUUUGGUUGACUUCGAGGAGCACUACACUCCAGAAACCAAUCCAUACUUUGUUGAAGACCGUUUUCUGAACAGCUUUGAGGAGUUACAAGCAGAGGAAUGUGGUAUUCUGAAUGGAUGUGAAAAUGGUCGAUGUGUAAGAGUCCAGGAAGGCUAUACCUGUGACUGCUUUGAUGGGUACCACCUGGACAUGGCCAAAAUGACUUGUGUUGAUGUGAAUGAGUGCAGUGAGCUGAACAACAGGAUGUCUCUCUGCAAGAAUGCCAAAUGCAUUAACACCGAAGGUUCGUACAAGUGUUUGUGUCUCCCAGGGUACGUCCCUUCAGACAAGCCAAACUACUGCACACCACUGAACUCAGAACUAGACAGUGAACUGGAGUAGAGGAAAACCUCCAUAUCCUAAGCCCAUAUACUCUGCACUGUAUAAAGAAAAGGAAGAAAAGUAUUUAACUUGUGAAGAGGAGGCACCAGAGUAGCAAACAUAAGAGGAGAAAAGCAUUAAAAUGUGUCAAAAGGUGAGACAUGAUGGGCUGAUUGUAAAUCAGCUUCACUGAAGUGACAGACCAAAAGGACACAUUACUCUGUAUGAAAGAAACAAUCAAGUAUAUAGUGUGUUCAUAAGAAAAAAAAAUAUCUUUGAAAAUAAGCAAAAACAGUGCUGUUAUUUUAAACAGAAGAGCUUUUGGUUUUUGGUUUUUUUUGUUUGUUUGUUUGUUUUACUAUUGCUUGAUUAAUUUGGCAUUUAAAUAGUGAUGGAAAUAUUUUAUAUUACUAUGUCAGUUUUUGAUUGUUCAGUUCCUUGCCUACUGUUUCUUUACAGACCUUUUUUCUGAUCAGUACAAAUUCUAUGAUACAGAUAUUCUUAGGCCAUUUUAUAAGAACUGUUACAAGGGGUAAUGCUCCUCCUUCUCUGGAACAUUGGUCAGUGACUUUUUUUUUAAUUUGCUAAUUGUCUGCCCUGUGGAGCAGGCACCAUUUUUUUCAAAUGUUUAUAUACCUUGGCGAAAAGUCCUUAUAUUCAUUUUGUAUUCUGUAUGGUUGUUACUGCACUUAAAGUUUUUAGAACCUUUCUUGCCAAGUUCAAAGCUGCUAGUGGACAAUAUUGGAUUCCUUUUGUACAUUAAAACAAAAGAUUUGAGCUCACGUCUGUAUUGUAAUGUGUAAAUUGAACACAAGAGAGAUCUUGUAUGAUUACCCUAACAUAUUAAAGCUGUAUAUUAAAACUCAAUAAAAUCACCUUUUUUUUUAGAAAAAAAAAAAAAAAGCUGUUUACUAAUUGUAGGCGUUCUUUUUUCUUUUAUUGGUGUUUUUAUGUUACAAGAAUCAAGCCCUCAGGUAUUUACAGUACUAGAAUUAAUUUACAUUACAAUAGUUAGAGAGAGCUGGCUGGCUGGUUUUUCCUUCUCAUGCUGUUUUAAUAAGACCAGAAUCUGAAUUAGUUCAUGCCUGAAGUUAGGCUUCCAGAGGGAAGGUUUUAAACACCGACCUACAGAAACUGUUUCACUUGGAAGCUGAUUCCCAUGGAAUUUUUUUCUUUUCUGGUUUAGGCAUAUUUCCCACUAAAUCUGCAAAUAAGGCUCUUCAGUGUGAUGGCCUAGUUUUAAGAAAUACUUGAGAGAAGGGGGAGAAUUUCCUUUUCUUGAUGAACUGUACCUUCCCAUCAGCUCUGUUUUUCAGUAGAAGGAGAGAAGGAGAUGAGGAGACUGACAGAUGUUUCACUUUGACCUUCUCCAGAGUGAAAAGAGUUUGCUUUGGAAAUCCCCAAACAGGUCCUUUUGAUAUUUUCCAAAUGAAAUAUUUUUGCUGUGUCUUUUAGACCUGCCCUGUAUUAAAAGGAAAAGGAUAACGUGCGUCUUUAAAAAGUGGGUCAAAUUUCAUCCAAUUGUCUGAAAAUUAGAUUUUUAUUUCUCAUUUCACCAAAAGAAAGAAAUAUUUGACUUGGUUCUGAAUCAAAUUCUUUUUCCAAUAUUUAGGUCAGCCACUGAACCAAAAAUAUCCUAAGUUGUAUUCCUUUCAAUACUUUUGACGCACUCAGUCAAUCUCAUUAAAGUUCAUGUGCCUGUUAACGUGCAGGAGCAACUGUCCUUCCCAGGGCCCCUUCUCUCCGUCUGCUGGAAUUUGACACUAGGACUAGUGAAUAUAUUGUAUGUUUAAGAUCAGAUGGUAUCUUAAAAUGCAAGAAAAAUUCCGUAGUAAAUCUGGGGAGGGAUAUGGAUCUUUAAAGAAGAGACCCUCUGCAAUGUGCCCAUCUGCCUUGAUUUUUCCAGAAUUAAGCUGGAGAGGGGUAGAGGGCAAGUCACUCCUCUUGGUCAGAAGAGGUAGCCAGCAAACACUACU